UUUUAUUCACAGCAGGAAUAUUGCAUACUCAAGCUUGUGCUGGUCAAAAGUGAAGAGACAUGAAACACUUUCUCAAAGCAAUGUUGAACCAAUGGACCCCACUUGGAACCCUUUUACGAUACUUCUCAGAAAUUUGCAUCACAUGGACAUUUUAUUUACAUUCAUUUUUCUAGUUCUUUAAUUGUUGUAAAAGAGUCUAGUUAUUCUCUCUUGCAUCUCAGAAUUUCUUGUGCUUAGGGAAAUAAUCUUUGUUUCAUUCUCUCCCAUAAGAACUGUGAUCUGUUUUCAAUUUUACCUCUGAAUAGAAAUAAUGGAUAUGGUUAAUUUGGUAUCUUCUGGUUUUCUCUUCUAUCUAUGCUCAUGUUGAGGAGAAGUGUCAAGAACAAAGGGAAAUAUAAAAACAUUUUCUAUCUCUUCAAUUGUAGUGUUAUACUCAUUGCAGGUGCAAGAUGGUUGAGCAGAGAAUUAUGAGUGUUGUUUCUUCUUCCUCUAACUCUUGUACAAAAAAAUAUGAUGUUUUUAUAAGCUAUCGAGGUAAAGACAAACGCAGGAACUUCAGCACCCAUCUUUAUGAGGCUUUGGUGCAAAAGAAAGUGGAAACCUAUGUAGAUGAAGAUAUUGAAAAGGAUCCAUCCCAUGUCAGGAACCAAACUGGGAGGUUUAUGGAGAGCUUUGUAAAACAUGAAGGAGAACCCAACUGCAUAAAAUGGAAAACUGCUCUCACUCAAGCAGCCAACUUAGCUGGAUGGAGCUCUCAAAAUUAUAGGACUGACUCUGAAUUACUUAAGGACAUUGUUGAAGAUGUUUUGGAAAAAUUGCCUCCUAGAUGCAGAAACCAAUGUAAAGGAUGGGUGGAAAACCUUACACGGAAAGCCCAACUUCAAGCAAUUGCAAUUGAAGAAAGUGCCAAAUGCAAAGCAGUAGAGAAAGUGAUCAAGUCACUUACUUCUCAAGUAGAAACUAUAUUCCUACAAGAGCUACAAUCUCUCACGUACACAGAUAGAGGAUUGUUGAAGGAUAUGCCAUGAGGUUACAUCACUAGUGCAGAUUCUGGUUUUUAACUCGCCUUAUAGGCCUCGGUUACUGCGGGACUGAAGCCUAUAAGGAAGCGGUGGCAUUUUUGAAAUUUUUCUAACCUUUUUGCCUCGGGUCCUUAUCCA
This is a messenger RNA of Vigna unguiculata (cowpea), 1160 nucleotides long. Its product is annotated as toll/interleukin-1 receptor-like protein. The record is from RefSeq and is a predicted model, not a curated record. NCBI's taxonomy places the organism in Eukaryota, Viridiplantae, Streptophyta, Magnoliopsida, Fabales, Fabaceae. Gene Ontology annotation, biological process: signal transduction.